AUUAUUGAUCUGAAGGGUAAAUGUGGAGGGAGCCACAGAGAGGGGUCCAGGCUUUUCUGAGAAGAGAGGCAGCCUCUUCCAGGAAGAAAGUGGUGUCUACUGGCUGCCCGGCCUGGAGAACCUUCUUUGAAUGAAAACGGACAAAAUGCAAAGCAGUGUGUUGGCACAGUGAUUUGGAAAGGGGAAACAGAAGAGAAGGGUCUCACCUUCCGCGCAAGGCUGAGCUGUUGGCACCCUGCUGCGGCCGUCGGUGCUGCUGCUCCUGCAGCUGCCUUUUCUGCCAUCAGAGAUGGAGUCUCAGUAUGUUUACCAGACUUGUUUCUAACUUCUGACAUCAAGCGAUUCUUCCCCCUCAGCCUUCCAAAGUGCUGGGAUUACAGCUUUGUUACCUAACAGCUUGGCUCUUUUGGGAAAUAUAGACAAGCUGGAACCCAGGAGCAGUUGGGAGUUUUAAAGAAUGCCAGCCUUUUUAAAGCUUUGAUGUCCAGUGCUAUAGAAUCAAGUUACUGUGGAGGUCAAAACAAUUUGAGAUACAUAAGCUGGCCUUAGAAAAUAAAUUGCCUCUAACUUACAGUGAGGAGCUCAACAUAACAGGGAAAAGGAGCACAGGAUGCAGCUACUUGGAGGGUGUUGAUUGAAAACUUCGAUCUCCCCACCCCAUUCACGGUUGAUUUGACGGAUUUCUCACCUCGUUCACAGAGAAAAUUUCAAUUAAGAUCCUGAUGUGUGUCAAUUGGUAGAUGGAGCUGCUUCCGUCAUCUUCAAGGAGGAGAUAAGAGGCUCAGGCCCCUUUAGAUGGAAUAUAAUACAGCAGAAGCCUUUUCAUCAAAAGGAUUAAUGCCUGCAUCAUCAUUUCUGCAAUAAAACAAGAAGCUAAGUGGUGGAGGCCACAGACACCUCAAACCUGGAUUCCACAAUUCUACGUUAAGUGUUGGAGUUUUUAUUACUCUGCUGUAGGAAAGCCUUUGCCAAUGCUUACAAGGAACUGUUUAUCCCUGCUUCUCUGGGUUCUGUUUGAUGGAGGUCUCCUAACACCACUACAACCACAGCCACAGCAGACUUUAGCCACAGAGCCAAGAGAAAAUGUUAUCCAUCUGCCAGGACAACGGUCACAUUUCCAACGUGUUAAACGUGGCUGGGUAUGGAAUCAAUUUUUUGUGCUGGAAGAAUACGUGGGCUCCGAGCCUCAGUAUGUGGGAAAGCUCCAUUCCGACUUAGACAAGGGAGAGGGCACUGUGAAAUACACCCUCUCAGGAGAUGGCGCUGGCACCGUUUUUACCAUUGAUGAAACCACAGGGGACAUUCAUGCAAUAAGGAGCCUAGAUAGAGAAGAGAAACCUUUCUACACUCUUCGUGCUCAGGCUGUGGACAUAGAAACCAGAAAGCCCCUGGAGCCUGAAUCAGAAUUCAUCAUCAAAGUGCAGGAUAUUAAUGAUAAUGAGCCAAAGUUUUUGGAUGGACCUUAUGUUGCUACUGUUCCAGAAAUGUCUCCUGUGGGUGCAUAUGUACUCCAGGUCAAGGCCACAGAUGCAGAUGACCCGACCUAUGGAAACAGUGCCAGAGUCGUUUACAGCAUUCUUCAGGGACAACCUUAUUUCUCUAUUGAUCCCAAGACAGGUGUUAUUAGAACAGCUUUGCCAAACAUGGACAGAGAAGUCAAAGAACAAUAUCAAGUACUCAUCCAAGCCAAGGAUAUGGGAGGACAGCUUGGAGGAUUAGCCGGAACAACAAUAGUCAACAUCACUCUCACCGAUGUCAAUGACAAUCCACCUCGAUUCCCCAAAAGCAUCUUCCACUUGAAAGUUCCUGAGUCUUCCCCUAUUGGUUCAGCUAUUGGAAGAAUAAGAGCUGUGGAUCCUGAUUUUGGACAAAAUGCAGAAAUUGAAUACAAUAUUGUUCCAGGAGAUGGGGGAAAUUUGUUUGACAUCGUCACAGAUGAGGAUACACAAGAGGGAGUCAUCAAAUUGAAAAAGCCUUUAGAUUUUGAAACAAAGAAGGCAUACACUUUCAAAGUUGAGGCUUCCAACCUUCACCUUGACCACCGGUUUCACUCGGCGGGCCCUUUCAAAGACACAGCUACGGUGAAGAUCAGCGUGCUGGACGUAGAUGAGCCACCGGUUUUCAGCAAGCCGCUCUACACCAUGGAGGUUUAUGAAGACACUCCGGUAGGGACCAUCAUUGGCGCUGUCACUGCUCAAGACCUGGAUGUAGGCAGCAGUGCUGUUAGGUACUUCAUAGAUUGGAAGAGUGAUGGGGACAGCUACUUUACAAUAGAUGGAAAUGAAGGAACCAUCGCCACUAAUGAAUUACUAGACAGAGAAAGCACUGCGCAGUAUAAUUUCUCCAUAAUUGCGAGUAAAGUUAGUAACCCUUUAUUGACCAGCAAAGUCAAUAUACUGAUUAAUGUCUUAGAUGUAAAUGAAUUUCCUCCAGAAAUAUCUGUGCCAUAUGAGACAGCCGUGUGUGAAAAUGCCAAGCCAGGACAGAUAAUUCAGAUAGUCAGUGCUGCAGACCGAGAUCUUUCACCUGCUGGGCAACAAUUCUCCUUUAGAUUAUCACCUGAGGCUGCUAUCAAACCAAAUUUUACAGUUCGUGACUUCAGAAACAACACAGCGGGGAUUGAAACCCGAAGAAAUGGAUACAGCCGCAGGCAGCAAGAGUUGUAUUUCCUCCCUGUUGUAAUAGAAGACAGCAGCUACCCUGUCCAGAGCAGCACAAACACAAUGACUAUUCGAGUCUGUAGAUGUGACUCUGAUGGCACCAUCCUGUCUUGUAAUGUGGAAGCAAUUUUUCUACCUGUAGGACUUAGCACUGGGGCGUUGAUUGCAAUUCUACUAUGCAUUGUUAUACUCUUAGCCAUAGUUGUACUGUAUGUAGCACUGCGAAGGCAGAAGAAAAAAGACACCCUGAUGACCUCUAAAGAAGACAUCAGAGACAACGUCAUCCAUUACGAUGAUGAAGGAGGUGGGGAGGAAGAUACCCAGGCUUUCGACAUCGGGGCUCUGAGAAACCCAAAAGUGAUUGAGGAGAACAAAAUUCGCAGGGAUAUAAAACCAGACUCUCUCUGUUUACCUCGUCAGAGACCACCCAUGGAAGAUAACACAGACAUAAGGGAUUUCAUUCAUCAAAGGCUACAGGAAAAUGAUGUGGAUCCAACUGCCCCACCAUACGAUUCACUGGCCACAUAUGCCUACGAAGGGAGUGGGUCCGUGGCAGAGUCCCUCAGCUCUAUAGACUCUCUCACCACAGAAGCCGACCAGGACUAUGACUAUCUGACAGACUGGGGACCCCGCUUUAAAGUCUUGGCAGACAUGUUUGGCGAAGAAGAGAGUUAUAACCCUGAUAAAGUCACUUAAGGGAGUCGUGGAGGCUAAAAUACAACCGAGAGGGGAGAUUUUUAAAAAAGAAAAAGAAACACAAAUAUUAAUAGAAAUCUCUCUCACACACACACACACACACAAACACACACACACACACACACACUCUGGGACAAGAUUCCUUUGAUUACCUGGUUUCUAGUAAGUUACUAAAUUAAUCAUAUUGUCAGUUUUGGUUUAUUCUGCCAACAAGAGAUACAUCCUAUAAUGUGUACUUGCUUUGUUUUGUUGUUUUGUUUUUUCACAAUCACACUGAGACAAGCUCAGGCCUAUUCAAUACAAUUUACUGACAUGACAACCUAGAACGAAGAUAGCUAUGUGGCAUCACGGUGGAAGAGUGUUAGAUUUUUCUUAAUUCCACUAAAGUGCCUAUUGAAACUCUUAUCAUUUAAAGUGGUGUACAGUACACUCUGCUGUGAUGGUAUUGCGGGAUUCAGAGAUAAAGACAUAAAACAAAGACACCGUCUUUAUGUCAAGAAGCAAUAGCGACACUCUGACUCUCCUCAUUCCUUUUGAGAACAAAAGAAGAACACUUUCUGAUCUCCACCUUCUUCUAAUUCAAAAGGUUUUCUUUUUCUUUUUUAAACUGUAUGCUAAAACGUAUUUGUUUAUCCUAUCCUUUCAGAAAAUUGAAAUAAAUAUGAAAAUAUCAAGUUCAAUAUGUAAGUCCCAAAUUCUAGAAACAAUGUUUGAUCUUAACAUUAGUUCACAUUAAAGCUGUUCAUUAAAAUGUUACUUUCUUUUCCAAAAAAAAAAGAAAGAAAAAAAAGAAAAAAUAUUCCUCUUUAUAAAGAGAGGCCUCAGGGCUCAAAUUACACAUUAAAAUAAAUAUUGGUUUUGCUUAAUAUUGUACUGGUGUGUGGAAAAUUGGUUUUAACAGUCACCAGAUUCAGCUUUUAGUCAUAGAUGUAAUUUCAAGUUGUGUUUCUAUGAAAAUUCUUAGAAGAAAAAAGUGCCAUUCAUUUAAGCAUGGAAAGAGAAAUUCAUUAUACAGUUUCUCAGAGUUUCUUACAAUCUAGUGAUUCUUUGAUGAGCAGCAAAAA
This is a messenger RNA of Homo sapiens (human), 4420 nucleotides long. RefSeq names its product cadherin 12 (gene CDH12). Gene Ontology annotation, biological process: homophilic cell-cell adhesion; cell adhesion; cell-cell adhesion. Gene Ontology annotation, cellular component: membrane; plasma membrane. NCBI's taxonomy places the organism in Eukaryota, Metazoa, Chordata, Mammalia, Primates, Hominidae. The coding region runs from base 972 to 3356 and encodes 794 amino acids. Gene Ontology annotation, molecular function: calcium ion binding. The transcript has 17 exons. The record is from RefSeq and is a predicted model, not a curated record.